Molecule: messenger RNA, 557 nt
Organism: Chelonoidis abingdonii (Abingdon island giant tortoise)
Lineage: Eukaryota; Metazoa; Chordata; Testudines; Testudinidae
Source: RefSeq, a predicted model, not a curated record
GCGCCCGCCGGCUGUGUCUGCCUGGCCGGGCAUGAGGCUGCCGAGGGGAACACGCAGUGCCGAGCCUGUGUCCCCGGCACCUUCAAGGCCACGCAGGGUGAGGGGCUUUGCCAGCCUUGCCCCCCCUACAGCCAUUCCUCAGCGCCCGGCGCCUCCAUCUGCUCCUGCCGCAACGGGUACUUCCGCGCCAGUGCCGACCCCCCCAGCUCCCCCUGCACCACGACCCCUCGGCCCCGCGCAGCAUCGUGCACCAGAUCAACGGCUCGGGGGUGGUGCUGGCCUGGAGCGAGCCCCUGGAGAUGUGGGGCGGCGGGACGUGACCUACAACCUGUGCUCUGCUCGAGUGCCCGAGGGGCAGCCCUGCCAGCGCUGCGCCCGCCUGACCUUCGCCCCAGUGCUGCGGGGGACUGGCAGAGCCGGGGGUGACCGUCCAGGCCUGCAGCCUACGUCACCUACACCUUCAGAUCCAGCAUCAACGGGGUGUCGGACCUGAGCCCCAACCCGCCCCAGGCCGAGAGUGGUCAACGUCAUACCCAACAAGGAUGUGCCCCCGCCCG